CGUGUAAUACAUAGUUGAUGAAUGAAUGAUAAGAGAAGAGCAGAAAACAAAAACAAUACAAAUGAGUCAUGUUCGCUGGAUAUAGAUAGACAAUUUGAUUAAACUGGCCAUGUUACAAUAGAAUACGCCCACAAAAUGAGAUAUUUCAUACAACUUAUUUCAAUACUGAUACUCUUUCGAUGGAUUCCGAAAACGUGGGCUGAGAUACAUGAAUGCAAGAUCGAGAGAUAUGAUUCAGAUGGUGAGGAUUAUUGUGUUUUCCGAAAUGUGCAUAUUUCUGAAAACACCAACCAACUUUCGUUCAGUUAUCCUUCGGGAAUAUUGAAACCUACACAUGUGGCCUUCGAAAAUUCCUCCAUGAAGCAUCUUCCAGUAGAGUUCCUGCAGCCUUUCGGUAACGAGCUUAAAUUUCUGAAAGCAGAAAAUUGCCAACUGCGGUCGGUUACUAUUACAAAUAAUAUGCAGGUUCUGCAUUCUAAAAAUAACUUCAUAAACAAAGUUAUUGUUCAUCAAGAUGCACAAAGUUCUGUCUUGAGGGAAUUAGAUCUAAGUUCAAAUCGAUUGGAAGGCAUUCAAAACAUUACUCGAUGUCAGAAACUACAAGUACUAAAUUUAAGUAAAAACGAGAAUCUAGCGAAAGAUAGUGUUAUUGAUCUAUCGUUAUAUGCCGGCUUUCGGGAGUUGCGAGAGUUGUACCUUGCCGAUGUUGGUGCCUUCUAUUUAGAUAAUAGCAAAGGAGUUGGAUUGCCAUUUUUAGAACUACUAGAUUUAUCGGAAAAUAGUCUUAUUCCAUCGGAUUUAAGACUUGAGCACCUGUACGAAUUUACCGCUUUACAAACACUUAAACUGAACGACAAUAACAUGGUUCAAUUGGAUUAUGGACAACUACCCGAUUUGAAGGCCCUGAAAAAAGUGUACAUCAACGGUAACAAUUUUCCAUGUCCUACUUUGAAAGUGAUGCUACAGUUUUUACAUGAAAAGAAUAUUGAAACGCCACCUGAGCGACAUAGUAACUGUCAAUCUCAUCAGCAAGAAGUCGAAGGAAUGUGCUGUAAGUUUGUGUCAUCGCCUAUCUAUCCAAAGCCAACUGAUAGGUCAACGACUGCUACUUCGAUAGUUGUCGAUCAAACGGAAGACCCUCGAAUAGAGCCGCCUAUUGAGUUGGUUGAUGACGGAUUUCUUUGGGGUAUUGUUGCUAUUGGAGUUGUAGGGGUUAUCAUGGCAGCUAUUGCCGGUUACUUCGUCUAUCGGAAGUUAGCUAGACGUUGACGUACUUUAACCUCUAGCAAUACCCGAUUUCAACCAAAUUGAUAUGUUAUUUCCUUACCAAUCGGAAAAAGAAAUAUGCUUAACAGGUUUCUGAAUUUUAUACGUGAGAAAAGUAUAAAAUUAUAUUUUGCUGGUAUUCUAAGUUUUCUAAAGCUACCUAAAGUCAAACUAACAAGAUAAGUACAAAAGUGAUAUUACCGUUCUGUACAUAACUGUCCCAUAUACGUAGGAAAUCCCAACGGACAAUUAUGCGUAGCGAUAGUGUACGUUUGAAUGAAUAAAAGAUUUUUUUUUUAAUA
Messenger RNA from Malaya genurostris, 1568 nucleotides. RefSeq lists its product as uncharacterized. The transcript is spliced from 2 exons. The coding region runs from base 136 to 1269 and encodes 377 amino acids. The record is from RefSeq and is a predicted model, not a curated record. Lineage: Eukaryota; Metazoa; Arthropoda; Insecta; Diptera; Culicidae. Gene Ontology annotation, molecular function: protein binding.